AUUGACGUCGGCGCAUUGGGCAGACGGCGCAGAUCUCCAAUGAUGGCAAGCAUGAUCUAGUCUCGCAUUUUCUCUUUAUUUGGAGCGUAAAUCCAAAUCUGUCGCUCUUCGUGUUUCUUACCGCGUCGAUUGGCGGACAUCAUCUCGUGUGCUUCUAAUACUCAUGCGUGGUUUUCUAUAAACAUACUCUGAGCAAUCAUGAAGGCACACACAUGGGCUCUGAGCACACGGACAGCGUUUCUCGCUUCUAGUAUCCUCGUUCCAACGUCAACCUUAGCACAAACGCCUCCAGUAAACGUAGCCCUGAGAGCUGCUUUCGGCUCUCCUCCAUACCUAGUAGAGCUCCUCGAGACUGCCGCAGAAGAGAAUGUGACAGCCUAUUUCCCGAUUCUUGAUCGCAUUGCAGACGGCUAUUUCAACACUGUGCAAACGGACGAGGAACUAUAUACAAGGUUCUUGGGAUUACUCGAGGUGGAUGGUCAUAUCACAGAGCCGGAAGCUCUGUCCUCAUUCCAGCUGGCACUAUCCAUACGUUCGGAAGCUCCGCGCAUAGAGGCGCAUUACCAAUAUUACAAUACCUCUGCAGAACCGUCAGUUCCAGGGGCAGAUGGACAGAAGUGUGAAGCCUGGGUGGCUUUUGGUGGGAAGCAGUACUGCUCUCCCUCCUUAGAUUCUCCCAAGACGUCUCUGGUGUCUUCUGGGUCCGCACAGUUGCCAUUUGAUCGUAUCCUCGGUGAUCCUCUGAACGCUCUCUCGUCCAUUCUUUACGUCGACAUCACCAGUGAGAUAUUCUCGCAAUUCCACAAAACACUGAGCGCAACCGCAAGGCAAGGGAAAACCUCUUAUAGAAUACGUCACAAACCCCCUAGUGGGAUUUCGAGACCUUUGCUAGUCAGCGGAUACGGAGUCGAGCUAGCUCUGAAGAGGACAGACUACAUUGUUAUCGAUGACCGGCAGGAAGGUCGGAGUGACGGGCUUGGGGCCGCGAAAGUCAACAUCGAAGCAGAUUCCCUGCUUGAGGGGACACAUGAGAUCCGGGAUGUGAAGCCUCUCUCAAAGUCUGAGCUAGAGUCUCUAGGAAUAAACGCUGCUAGUUUUGUUCUGGGGAGCAAAGAUCCCCUUGACACAUUAUUGAAGUUGUCCCAGGACUUCCCUAAACACUCUUCAGCCAUCAGCGCGCACAAUGCAUCGCAAGAAUUUGUCCAGGAAUGGAAAGGAAAUCGUGAUCUUGCUCUACCAGCUGGCUACAACGUGAUUUGGAUUAAUGGCAUUCAAGUCGAUCCCCGGAAGGUCGAUCCAUUCUCCUUGCUCGACCAUCUCCGUCGGGAGAGGAAGCUGAUCAAUGGAGUGCGAAGGCUUGGGUUUAGUGGACCCGAAGCAAUAAAAUUGCUAUCGCACUCUGAAGUUGCACAAACUCACGGCGAAGAUGACCCUCAGCGGUAUGACUUUAGGGACGCGAAUGAAGGCGGAAAGGUGCUUCUAUGGCUCAACAACAUCGAAAAAGACAAGCGAUACGAGGACUGGCCGACUCAACUUACUACGCUUCUUCAACGGAUGUAUCCCGGACAGCUGCCACCCUUGAGACGUGAUUUGCACAACAGCAUUGUUCCCAUCGACUUCUCCGCUUCAAAGGAUAUCAGCCUUGUCCUAGAGACCCUGCGUGGUUUGAUUCAGCGCAAGAUACCAGUUCAAUGGGGCUUGGUCCCCCUUACCACGACCUCCGCAAGUGCCGAACAAGCUCGAGUUGUAUAUCACCUCUUGGAGACAUAUGGUCUCAAGACUAUGUUAUCAUAUCUAGAAAUGGUUGUUUCUAGCAAAAGCUAUGGAUCUGCGGACAAGUCUGCGUUUCUAUCCUCCAUUGAAGGCGUUAACAUACGCAAGGACCAAACUGCACUGACCUUCGAAGAGCUUCUUGUGGAUGAGGAGCUUUCCAAGCGUCUCGAAAGCGCUCGUGGUUAUACAAACAGGCUAGCAAUAUCUGGACCAGAAUCCGUUGUGUUUGUGAACGGGGUACCAGUGACUAUGGACGAUGACUGGCUUCAAAAUCUUAGCUCUAGAAUCGGUUUAGAUUUCAGGAAGAUCCAGAGAGGUGUCUUUGAGAAAGUUUUCACGGAUGACAGCUGGCUUCCGGAAAUCUUCCUAUUCCAGGCCGCCUUGAACCGCAACCCACUCAUCAUACCCAAAGACGAAAGUAGCGUCCGUCUGUUCGAUGUCGGAAAGAUAUGGGAAGAUCAUGGAGAAUUCCUCACAGGUGCACCGCGCAUAGCGGUUGAAGACAACGCUGCGAAAGAGAAUUGGGCUCAGAUGAUAGUCAUCGCCGACUUUGACAGCGUAGAUGGCAGGCGGCUUCUGUCACAGUCGUCUCAGUAUCGCUUAAGGGAAUCUAACACGAGCGUCGAGACAAUAUACGUCCACAACCCUUCAGCCGGGUCUUCCGAUGAACCACAUUGGUCACGUGGGCUCCUAGUCCUUAACAAAGAUGGCCGGUCACUCAGACCCAUCGAGCUCACAGACUCAUUCGCAGGAGAUCUCAAUGAAGUCAGCAAAGAAGAUGCUCAGCGGUUCUGGACUAAGGCACAACCUUUGGUCAAGCUGACAGGACUCCAGCCGGGUGAGCAGGGCGUGCUCGUCAAUGGGCGGCUGGUUGGACCUCUUCCCGAAGGUACUGCGUUCUUGAAAGCAGAUUUUGAGACAAUGAUGGAUUAUGAAGUCAAGAAGCGCAUUGGACCUGCAGUUGCAGCUAUUUCAAAGCUGGAUCUCAUUGACCGAAUCAAGACACCGUCCGACGCUGCUAAGCUUAGCUCUAUUCUUGCGCUCUCAUCAAAAUCAGACGUGCCUGAAGGUAUGUUUGAGACUUCCAACACGGUCAGGACUAGCAUAUUUGACAAAUUCAAUUCGACACAUUCUGCCAUCGUCAACGGAGAUGAAGCGAAGGCGACGGUCCAACUGGUCGCGUCAAUAGACCCCGCCAGUGAAGUUGCUCAGCGCUGGAUCCCGAUGAUCAAAGUUCUGUCAGAGUUGGAUGGUAUCCACUUGCGCAUCUUCAUGAACCCGAAGCCAAGCUUAUCCGAGCUCCCAAUCAAGCGUUUCUAUCGAUACGUCCUCGAGUCAAAGCCAAUGUUCGAGGUGGACGGGUCUGUUAGUGGUCUCCGUGCAUCGUUUUCGGGCAUCCCUGCGGAGGCAUUGUUGACAAUGGGUAUGGACGUAGCAGCGUCAUGGCUCGUGGCUCCGGAAGAGAGUAUCCACGACUUGGAUAACAUCAAGCUCAGCUCACUAGGCCAGCUAGCAUCUAUAGAUGCACUCUACAAACUAGAACACAUCCUCAUCGAAGGACAUUCUCGAGACCUGACGACAACAGUAGCUCCUCGCGGCGCGCAGCUUGUUCUCGGGACUGCCAAGGACGCUCAAAUUGCAGACACUCUCAUCAUGGCCAAUCUUGGGUACUUCCAAUUCAAGGCUGUGCCCGGCUUCUAUAGCAUUUCUCUUCAGAGUGGGCGUAGUCAGGAGGUAUUCAAGCUUGAAAGCGCGGGAACUAAAGGAUACAACCCUCAGGCUGGAGAUGAAACCCCAGAAAUUGCGCUGAUGAGCUUUCAGGGAGCAACACUGUACCCGCGAUUCAGUCGCAACCCCGGCAUGGAAGAGGAGGAUGUGUUGUCGGGGCCAUCUAGCUUUGCAGCCGAUCUGGCUGAUACAGCUGGUGAAGUUGUUGACACGCUCCUUUCCAAGGUCGGCUUAUCAGGCAGCAAGCUAAUAUCGCAGGGUCUGAAAGGGCUCUCAGACCUGGUCUCGCACAAUGGACUAAGUCCUGGAAAGGCCUCCAAGCACGCCGAAAUUAACAUCUUCUCUGUGGCGAGUGGACAUUUGUACGAACGCAUGCUCAACAUCAUGAUGCUGAGUGUGAUGAAGCACACAAGCCAUACGGUCAAGUUCUGGUUCAUUGAGCAAUUUUUAUCACCAUCGUUCAAGUCGUUUCUCCCCAACAUGGCGGCUGAAUACGGGUUUGAGUACGAGAUGGUCACGUACAAGUGGCCGCACUGGCUACGAGGGCAGAAGGAGAAGCAGCGCGAGAUCUGGGGCUACAAGAUACUUUUCCUCGACGUCCUCUUCCCGCUCGACCUGGACAAGGUCAUCUUUGUCGACGCAGACCAGAUUGUGCGAACGGACAUGUACGAACUAGUGAAGCAUGACUUGCAAGGGGCACCUUAUGGAUUCACGCCCAUGUGCGACAGUCGCACAGAGAUGGAGGGGUACCGGUUCUGGAAGGUGGGCUACUGGAAAAGCUUCCUCCGCGGGUUGCCCUACCACAUCAGCGCUCUCUACGUGGUCGACCUGAAGCAAUUCAGACAGAUGGCUGCUGGCGAUCGACUACGCCAGCAGUAUCAUCAGCUGUCAGCGGACCCCAACAGUCUGAGCAAUCUAGACCAGGACCUGCCCAACAACAUGCAGACCAUGCUUCCCAUCCAUAGUCUGCCGCAAGAGUGGCUCUGGUGUGAGACAUGGUGCAGCGAUGCAAGCCUCAAGGAAGCGAAGACAAUUGACCUGUGCAACAACCCAGAGACAAAGGAGCCCAAGCUGGACCGCGCAAGAAGACAGGUACCGGAAUGGACAGUGUACGACGACGAGAUUGCAGCAUUGGCGAAACGGGUGCAAGGGGAGAGAGUGACGCUGAAGAGCGAGCAGGAGCUGGAGAAUGAACGGGAGUUUAUUGAGAAGGCAGCGGAGCGGAAGCGGGAUGAGCUGUAGGAGAUGAGAUGGAUGUACAUAUACAUGGAGAGAGAGAGAAACGUGGGUAGGUAGGUAGGUACGCAGGUAGAGAUUUCCCUCGGAAGAUAGAAUAGAAUAGCCGAGAGGCGUGUCACGCAGCAGCAUAUUGGAAGCACGAGGUCUUUUUCAUGGGAGUAAGAUGCAAGACUACGUGAUGGGACGGCAGCAUCGCGGAUACGAUGUGGUAUGCGUGUCUUGGCUGAUCAGUUGCUGGGUGGGUGAGUUGUAGCUACUAAGGUAUAGCUUGGGUAAACAAAGGGAAGGAAGGGUGAAUGAAUGAACAAGUAGAAGUAAAGCGAAACAAAAAACGCAUGACGACUU
This is a messenger RNA of Pseudovirgaria hyperparasitica, 5085 nucleotides long. Its product is annotated as UDP-glucose:glyco protein glucosyltransferas-like protein. Gene Ontology annotation, cellular component: endoplasmic reticulum. The record is from RefSeq and is a predicted model, not a curated record. Gene Ontology annotation, molecular function: UDP-glucose:glycoprotein glucosyltransferase activity. NCBI's taxonomy places the organism in Eukaryota, Fungi, Ascomycota, Dothideomycetes, Acrospermales, Acrospermaceae. The transcript has 5 exons. The coding region runs from base 199 to 4743 and encodes 1514 amino acids.